Cebus imitator (Panamanian white-faced capuchin) is the source of this 879-nucleotide messenger RNA. RefSeq names its product S-phase kinase-associated protein 1-like. Bases 134 to 625 code for a protein of 163 amino acids. NCBI's taxonomy places the organism in Eukaryota, Metazoa, Chordata, Mammalia, Primates, Cebidae. Gene Ontology annotation, biological process: SCF-dependent proteasomal ubiquitin-dependent protein catabolic process. Gene Ontology annotation, cellular component: nucleus; cytoplasm. The record is from RefSeq and is a predicted model, not a curated record. The transcript has a single exon. Gene Ontology annotation, molecular function: cullin family protein binding.
UGCGCACUCUCCUAUAAAGCAGACGCUGCGCCGCGCCACUGUAGUGGCUUCGUCCUUAGCCUUUCUCUCCCUUCACUGACGCCUUGCGGCUCUCGUCAGCCUUCGGCCAGCCGUCUCCUUAACACCGAACACCAUGCCUUCAAUUAAAUUGCAGAGUUCUGAUGGAGAGAUAUUUGAAGUUGAUGUGGAAAUUGCCAAACAAUCUGUGACUAUCAAGACCAUGUUGGAAGAUUUGGGAAUGGAUGAUGAAGGAGAUGAUGACCCAGUUCCUCUACCAAAUGUUAAUGCGGCAAUAUUAAAAAAGGUUAUUCAGUGGUGCACCCACCACAAGGAUGACCCUCCUCCUCCUGAGGAUGAUGAGAACAAAGAAAAGAGAACAGAUGAUAUUCCUGUUUGGGACCAAGAAUUCCUGAAAGUUGACCAAGGAACACUUUUCGAACUCAUUCUGACUGCAAACUACUUAGACAUCAAAGGUUUGCUUGAUGUUACAUGCAAGACGGUUGCCAAUAUGAUCAAGAGGAAAACUUCUGAGGAGAUUCGCAAGACCUUCAAUAUCAAAAAUGACUUUACUGAAGAGGAGGAAGCCCAGGUACGCAAAGAGAACCAGUGGUGUGAAGAGAAGUGAAAUGUUGUGCCUGACACUGUAACACUGUAAGGAUUGUUCCAAAUACUAGUUGCACUGCUCUGUUUAUAAUUGUUAAUAUUAGACAAACAGUAGACAAAUGCAGCAGCAAGUCAAUUGUAUUAGCAGAAUAUUGUCCUCAUUGCAUGUGUAGUUUGAGUACAGAUUCCAAAUCUAUGGCUGAGUUUCUUCUAGUAUGAUUGAAAGUUUCUUUUUUCUUUGCUCUGAAUAAAACUGAACUGUGGGUUCUCUAUAAA